Haliaeetus leucocephalus (bald eagle) is the source of this 4593-nucleotide messenger RNA. RefSeq names its product transformer 2 beta homolog (Drosophila) (gene TRA2B). The record is from RefSeq and is a predicted model, not a curated record. The coding region runs from base 3637 to 4206 and encodes 189 amino acids. Gene Ontology annotation, molecular function: RNA binding. NCBI's taxonomy places the organism in Eukaryota, Metazoa, Chordata, Aves, Accipitriformes, Accipitridae. Gene Ontology annotation, cellular component: spliceosomal complex. Gene Ontology annotation, biological process: positive regulation of mRNA splicing, via spliceosome. The transcript has 9 exons.
CAGCAGUGAUCUGAUCUGGUGACUCUGUGCUUCAGGGGGAAGAGAGGCAAAAGGUGUUAUUUUUCUGUUGGAUCAAUUGCUAAAUUCAGUAGUAGAGAGGUUGAAGGAAUGUGAAGAUAGCACAAUUAUACCUUGAAUAAACCUGACUGCAGAUUUGGGAAUGUGUAAUGUGAGGCUGCACCCUUCCUUAGGAAAACAAGUGAAAAUAUGUAAGUUUGUAGGGAUUUAGGAUUUAAAAAAUACUAAUAAUUUUAUUUGCCUGUAUCUUACAUUAAGUAACUGAAAUCUGUAACUUGUAUUCCCAUGAGGAAAAACUGGUUCUCAGAAGUGCAAAGAACACAUGGUCCUCGCUUAAAUUACCUUGCAGCUGCUUCUGUCUGGAAACCUUUUCUACCUACUGCCCCCAAAAUAAUCCUGCUGUUGUGACAUUUCCUGCUUAUAGAGUAGAUGACUGUACUGCAUCUUUAUGGAUAUGCUUAGAGGUGUUAAAAUAAAAGUAUCGUCCCUUCAGUAUUACAUGUUGGUUUUAAUGUGCUUAAAGUAUGGAAAGAAUAGUUUGGAAACCACAAGCCUAGACUUAAGGGCUUCCACCUGAAUUCCAGUAAUGCCUGAUGAAGGGGAAGAACUGUUGGUAAAGAUCAAGGGAUCUGGUAGUUUUUAAAAUUCACGCUUCACAAACUCAAGGUUAGAAAAAAACCUGGUUAUUUAAUAGCAAACGCCAGUCUUGAUCUGCUUACCAGCAGUGUUUGAAUACAGGCAGGAUAAAGAAGGUUGUUUCUUCUUCUCUCUUCUGCAUGCCAUGACAGGAGCCUACUUUGGCAUUUAAGAAAAAUUUGAAAUUCACAAAGUGAAAGAGCAAAAAGUAGAGAAAGAAAAUGUAUCAAGAACAACAAAACUAGAUAGUAGAAACUCUGCAAUUUAAAUGAGUGGCCUUUGUGACCCUUCAAUGAGUGUCAGUAUAAUGGGGAGUAAAUUAAGUUUGGAGUGCUGCAGACUCCUGGUGCUUGAAACUUUGGGUAGGGAGGAUUUCCUGGGGGUUGUGGUGGGGAGGGUAACAACUUUGAAUUUUAGGGAUUACCAGUCCUAGUAAUAUCUGGAGCAGGCGAGGUGCAAUGAAUUCCUUUGAGGCCGGAAGUAAUAAAGAAGUGACAUAAUGCUGUAAAAUGUAUUAGAUUGAAGAUAAGGGCUUUGAGGAAGGAUGAUCUGGAAACAAAAUGUAGAUGUUUAAAAACUGGAAAAUGUUGUGAAGUCCAAAGGAGCUUGUUGAAAUUAAGCCAGCUGUUUCAUUUUCUGAUUUAGAUAUACAGUUGUCUUAAGUUUUUUUCUUCCUAAGUUUCUUCUCAGAUCCUAGGUGUCCAGUUUCCACAUCAGUCUUAACAUAAUAUACCAAAGAUUGUCCAAAUAAAUGUAUUGAAUAGGUGAGGACUUGGCUCAUUUCCUUAUGCAAAUACCAUUUCUCUACUGAUUUCUUGAAAGCUUAUUGACUUCUCAAAACUAAAGGAUAUGGGGUAUGUUUAUGGGCAAGAUCCUCCCUGCUGCUUCCCUCCCAUUGUGCAUUUCUUGUCCUUUUCAGUAUAUGGCAGCUUCUGUCUAGCCUGAAUCUGUCAGAGAGUUAUGUUUCUUGAACAGAAGUAUUUUUCCUCAAAUCAAGAACAGCCUUAGUUUUGGUUUUUAGCCCUUCUUCAAUCUUACUUUGUCUAACCCUUUUUAAAAGAGUUGAAGACUUCUUAUGGCUAAAUUAAUACAUUAGCUCAGAACUCAUCUCCAUGGAUUGUUUUCUUUUGAAGGUAGUAGUGGGUUUAGGUUAAAUUUGUUAUUUGUAAUUUAAAUUAGUUCUCAGUAUUUGCACUGCCCUUUGCAGGGUUAAUAUAUGAGGUGGCUAUAGUUCAGAACACCUCUUUAAACAUUUUUGCAGAGGAGAAUACGGCCUUGACCAACUUUGCAUUAUUUCUGUUGCUCUUGGUAUUGAAAAUCUGCUUUCUCCUGCAAGUCAUGUCCUGUUCCCCAGUAUUGUAUGGUAGGCAAUUGUAAAUAGCUAAACUUUGUUUUAAGUUGAAUGGAAGUGGUUUAAGCAUGAUUAAAUUUGGGGUUAGCAAAUGAAUUUCUGAAUGCUUAGUACAAAAUGCCCAUUAAGUUGAGUGUUCAUGUUUAAGAGAUGUUACAAAGAUACAAGUGAUUUUUGAGAAAAAUCUGUUACUCCGGUGUCGUUAGUGAGCAUUCUUGAUCAGAAUUGACACAAAAUUUAGAAUUGUUUAUUUUUAGGAAAAAAUAGAAUUCUGCUGCUUAAUUUUAAAUUUUCUCUGAUAUCUUGAAAUAGAUACCUUCUAGUGUGUUCAAACCAAGUGUUUUAAGCCAUGUGACUGAAGUUAAGCAUUAUACUGAUUAAAAAAAAUACAUAUAUAUAUAUGUGUAUAUUGAAAAUGGUAAUUAGGUUAUAUCAUUACCAAAGAAGAUUGCAAGUAAAUAAUAGAGUAGAUGGGGUAUUAUUCCAGAACAGAGUUUGAGUGUGUUGCACAGAACUGCAUUUUUGGUCGGUGGAAAAUUAUGAUUUGGGAGUGUGAAGUCUGCGUAUGUAAUCACACUUGUGCAGGAAGAGUAGGUUGAGUGUGCUCAUACACCUUCAAACUAGGCCUUCUAAACUGCAAGAAUGUCCCAAAAAGUAAAAUAAUUGUAAGUCAUUGAAACACCAACCAUGUUGUGCUUUCUGCAUUCAAAAAGCACAUCAGUUAGUCAUCUCUGGCUGCAGUAGGGACCUUACUUAAGUCACUUCUUGUUGAUUUUGUCAAAGUAUGUGGCUGACAGUGCAAAGUAUUUUGAGUUUCCUAAUGCUAGAAUUCAUUAGUAGAUAUUCAGUUGAUCCACUGUGCAUUUGCUAUUAAAUACAGGCAUAAAUAGCAAAUUCAGUUACUUAGUACUAAGUUAAACUGAAUUGACUGAAUCUGUUUAUAAAAUAGUAGGGCAUUUGGUAGAUUCAAUUCUUGAACUGCAUAUAUAGUAAAAGUCCACAAAACAUUUUUUUUCUAGUUUCAGUUUUGGCACUAGAUUUUAUCCUGGAGUUUUUAAAUAUUCUUCAUCCUGUUCUUUUUCUAUUAAGGUUAAUGUUGAAGAAGGAAAAUGCGGAAGUCGCCAUUUGACAAGUUUUAUAAAUGAGAAUUAUUUGAAGCUCAGGAAUAAGUGAAGCUGAAAUUUGAAAAAAAAGAAAGUGAAUGCAUGCUAAUUAUCAGACCAGAAGUCCCACUUGUAGAAUAUUGAGCAAUUUGUGUGAAGUGGGGAAGAUGAAAGAAGUCAGAAUUUGAAACGGAAGAAUGAAGAAAAGGAAUAAAAAUGAAGUUAAGAUAAGAAGUAAUCUGGAAUCUGAAAGCACUACGCUAAGAAUCCCGUUCUGCUUCCAGAAGCGGAAGUGCUCAUGGGUCUGGCAAGUCGGGGAGGCACACCCCUGCAAGAUCUCGAUCUAAGGAGGAUUCCAGGCGUUCCAGGUCAAAAUCUAGAUCCAGGUCUGAAUCCAGAUCUAGAUCAAGGAGGAGUUCCCGUAGACACUACACAAGAUCACGCUCUCGUUCCCGCUCUCAUAGGAGAUCCAGAAGUAGGUCUUACAGUCGGGAUUAUCGGCGACGACACAGUCACAGCCAUUCACCCAUGUCUACUCGCAGACGUCAUAUUGGAAACAGGGCAAAUCCUGACCCAAACUGUUGUCUUGGUGUGUUUGGAUUGAGUCUGUACACCACAGAAAGAGAUCUUAGAGAAGUUUUCUCCAAGUAUGGUCCAAUUGCCGAUGUUUCCAUUGUGUAUGAUCAGCAGUCUCGGCGUUCCAGAGGAUUUGCAUUUGUGUACUUCGAAAACGUUGAGGAUGCUAAGGAAGCAAAGGAACGUGCCAAUGGAAUGGAGCUGGAUGGAAGAAGGAUCCGGGUAGACUUCUCCAUAACAAAAAGACCUCACACACCUACACCGGGAAUCUAUAUGGGAAGACCCACUUAUGGCAGCUCACGACGACGAGAUUACUAUGACAGAGGGUAUGACAGAGGGUAUGAUGAUCGUGACUAUUACAGCAGGUCAUACAGAGGAGGUGGUGGCGGAGGAGGAGGAGGAUGGAGAGCUGUUCAAGACAGGGAUCAGUUUUACAGGAGGAGAUCACCAUCCCCCUAUUACAGCCGAGGGGGCUACAGAUCUCGAUCCAGAUCUCGAUCCUAUUCACCUCGUCGCUAUUAAAGCAUGACAUGUAGAGGAAUUUCUAGCUACAGCCUUUGAGUUGAAAUUGCAAGUUUGUGGACAAUAUUUUUAUUGUCUCUUCUGUUUAAACAAGUGAACAGUGCCUAGUGAAUAGGUGACUUUUACACCUUUUAUGAAGACUACUUCUGUGAUGUUAAAUGCUGUUUCAUUCUGCAUAUUUGUGUAGUUUGGUGCUUUGUUUCAAGUUGUGUUUUGAAAGGAGUAUGUUUUGCAUGUAUUUUUUUAGUCUCAAUUUUGACUCCUGAAAGGUUUCUAUUGUAAAGACAAACUGUUCAGUUAGUUUUUUCUACUGAUUCCAAGGUAUUCUGAAGAUCAAAACCUGUGUAAAAUGCUUUCAAAAAGUGAAAAAUAAAAUAAAAAGAAGUU